AUGGCGGGGCUGAAGGUGACCAGCAUCCGUUUCCUGCCGGUGUUCGAAAGCGGCAGUGCCGGCAAUGAGGACUGGUUGGACGGGGACACCUGGUUCCAGGUGUACACGGGGUUACUUCAGCACGUGUUGGAGAGAGCGAAGACCGGGGAGCAGUUGCCGCCCUUGGCGAAUCUCACCGCGGGGGAGAUCGGGUCGUUGCGGUCGUUCAAGCGCGAGUACAUGUGCAUGCGCAACCCUUGCGGCGCGGGGACGAACAUGGUGGCGAUCGACACCAACGGGGAUCUGUAUCCGUGCGAGGAGAUGGUCGGCAAGCCCGAGUUCGUCCUGGGCAACAUCGACACGGACGAUCUGAAGCAGUGCCUGGAUACGAGUCCGCUGAUGGGCCAGUUGCGGGCUCGUCAUGUCGAUGAGAUCGAGGACUGUCGGGUGUGCCCGUGGAAGCAGAUGUGCCACGGCGGAUGCGUGCACAAAAGCUACACCCACUUCAAGGUCCUGGACCGGGAGUCGGAGCACUGUGCCUACUACAAACGCAUCUAUCGGGAGCUGAUCUGGAUGGAGCGGGAGGCACCGGGCACCUGGCAAAUCCUCAGUCCGAGUCCUGCUGUCGCAUGA
Messenger RNA from Penicillium brasilianum, 612 nucleotides. NCBI's taxonomy places the organism in Eukaryota, Fungi, Ascomycota, Eurotiomycetes, Eurotiales, Aspergillaceae. The record is from the annotation of a GenBank genome assembly.